Molecule: messenger RNA, 1355 nt
Organism: Bufo bufo (common toad)
Lineage: Eukaryota; Metazoa; Chordata; Amphibia; Anura; Bufonidae
Gene: LHFPL1
Product: LHFPL tetraspan subfamily member 1
Exons: 4
Coding region: 415-1017 (200 amino acids)
Cellular component (GO): membrane
Source: RefSeq, a predicted model, not a curated record
GGUGAAUUGACUGCUCUGGGAAAAGUCACCAGAAGAUCCUGAAGUCUACAGGAUGCCACAGAACCCUCCAUCUGUGCGGAAGCGUCUUUUAGUAGUUACAAUAAAACAGUUUAAAGGAGAGUGCCGAUGAGAAGAUCUACAACCAGAGUCUCCGAGGCUGUGUUACAGUGGCAACCAUCAGAGGGUGAAGACCAUUAUGCUUCAGCAUGAGCUUUCUGCUACGUGCAAAUUCUUUAAGACCUGACAUUAAGACAAAGAAGCAAAAAAGACUAACAGAUCAGAAGAUUGCUGUGUAACACUAGUGACAAGCAAAGACAAAUGAUUGCAGAUCAGGUUCUCUAACAAUGCCAACUCUUGUUCUAUGAACUUGAAGAUUAAACUAACGAGAAAAAAACUGAAAAAAUACAGCUGUGAAUGAUGAAAAGCAGUCUGACACAACUUGGUGCCCUCUGGGCACUUCUGUCUUUCCUAUCAGCUGCUGCCAGCUGCACCAGUUUCUUCAUGCCAUAUUGGUUGUAUGGCUUCCAAAUGGGGAAACCAGUUUCAUUUAGCACUUUCCGCCGUUGUACGUACCCUGCUCAAGCAGAUGAGAAGAACUUGGUUAUGGUUGAAGAAUGUGGAAGAUAUGCCAGCUUUAGUGCCAUUCCUAGCCUAUCCUGGCAGAUCUGUACUCUUGUGACGGGCAUUGGUUGUGCUUUACUCCUUUUAGUGUCUCUAGCUGCGGUUCUUGGCUGUUGUAUUGGUGACCUCAUCUCCAGAAUGACCGGUAGAGUUCAAGGGGCUAUGCAGUUUAUUGGAGGACUCCUCAUUAGCUCCGGAUGUGCCCUGUAUCCACUGGGGUGGAACAGCCCUGAAAUCCAGCAGGCGUGUGGCAAUGUUUCCAGUCAGUUCCAAUUAGGAACCUGCAAGAUCGGCUGGGCUUAUUACUGCACUGGUGGUGGAGCAGCGGUCGCCAUGCUGAUCUGUACAUGGUUGUCUUGUUUUGCUGGGAAGAAGAGUAAGCCGUCCCCUUAUUGACAAUGGACUAUUACUCGUAAUAACUAAUGUAGAUGAUUUGUUUCUGAUUAUUGCCAAGCCAUAAUGGGGAAGGCUAAAAUCCUCCUAACAGGAUGAAGCUGUGUAUAAAGUAUAUGCAAGGGGCUUGUUUAGCUUAAUGAAAGCAUAUAUGAAAGUACUGUGAUGAAGACUCAAAAAUGGCUGCGCCAUUCUUCAGUCCUGUGAAAGAAACAUUGCCAUAAACUGAUAUGAAAAUUAUGAUAGAUCACUUGAACGACAAAUUAUGGAAAUACUAUAUAAAAGAGAAUUUCACUGAAAUAAAUCAAUUGUAUUUGCGUAAUUGACUGAUUACUAUAAAU